AUUCUAAUCUACUUGUCGAUUACUUGAUCAAAUAGUGAUAUAAGUGUUACUUAUUGAACGAAAGAUAACGUGAUUAACAUUAUGUACAAAGAUUUUGUUUUGCAUCCAAAGAACGUAUACAUAGUUUGAGGCAUUCAGCGGCACUGUGUAUCAACCGGCAGAACGAUAAUGGUGUUUAACAACAAACUACUUGAAAUGUAACAGAACGCGCCGAAUUAUCUCAUAAUUGAGGGCAAUUUAUUUUUUAUUCUUUCCUUAUUUAAUAACGUUGCUAUGAAUCCAAAUCGUCGGCAGAGGUAACCUUUUAAGCAAGAUUCGUGAUUUUUGAGCGGUCCACGUGUUUGGAUUACUGUUAACUGGAAAUUCAAAUAACCAUGACUUCAGAAUUAUCCAUAGCACAACCAGCAAAAUCCAAUGGAGGGAUCCAACUCAAAAAAGAGCUGGGUUUAUUUUCGGCUGUCAACUUUAUAUUAGCCAUUAUGAUUGGUUCAGGAAUAUUCGUAUCGCCUGCUUCGGCUCUAAAGUACUCAGGUUCGGUUGGAAUGUGUUUAGUGGUAUGGGUAACAUGCGGGCUCAUAUCACUUCUAGGUGCAUUGGCGUAUGCAGAGCUAGGUCCACUAGUGCCGCGAUCUGGUUCAGAAUACGCGUAUUUUGUAGACUCGUUUGGACCUCUUCACAAAUUCUGGGGCCACCUGCCAGCUUUCGUGUAUUCUUGGAUCAUGAUUUUAGUAAUAAGACCAGCAGAGGUGGCUAUAUUGGUUUUAACUUUUUCACAGUAUCUCUGUCAACCGAUUCUUGAUAUGUUAUGUAUGGAAGAUCCUGUACAUGCCGAUAGGAUGAUCAAGAGUUUAGCACUAGCAGCUUUAGGUAUCAUAACGUACAUCAACGCCACCAGUGUGAAAAUGUACGUCAAUUUGCAAAACGUUUUUGGAUUCUUCAAAAUUCUCGCCUGCCUUGUAGUUAUAGUAGGAGGACUAUACGAAAUAAUUUUGGGAAACACAAUGAACCUCUCAAAUGGUUUUGAGGGAACAUCAACUUCUCCGAAAGAUAUUGCUCUAGCAUUUUACUGUGGUUUGUGGGCAUACGAUGGAUGGUCAGGAGUAACUAUUGUCACAGAGGAAAUAAGGAGACCCGAAGUAAAUAUCCUCCGGAGCAUCCUGAUUGCAGUGCCGAUAGUGACCAUACUAUACGUAUUCAUGAACGUUGCUUACAUGAGUGUACUAACCCAGCAAGAGAUGAUCACUGCACAUGACCAGCAACAAGCUGUGGCAGUACUAUUUGGUGAAAGAGUAUUAGGAUCCACAUCUUUUUUGAUUCCGCUAGGAGUUGCUCUCAGUACCUUUGGUUGCGCAUUAACCUUACAGUUUGGAGUCACCAGGCUCUGCUAUGUAUCCGGCCAAGACGGAUUUAUGCUCGAAAGUUUGUGCUAUGUUCAUUAUAAACGACUCACACCCGCACCAGCAGUCAUUUUACAAGGUCUCAUAUCUUUUGCAUUCAUUUUGGCUGGUGAUAUACAAGAACUUAUAGAGUUUGCCAGUUUUUUGAUUUGGUUCUUUUAUGGAGUUGCGAUGAUAUCACUGCUAGUUUUGCGCAAAACUAGGAAAAAUGCAAAUCGGCCAUAUAAGGUACCUGUAAUAAUACCGGUGUUCAUCCUUCUGAUAUCAAUCUAUCUGAGUGUCGCUCCAAUCAUUCUAGAGCCAUCACCCAAAUACCUUAUGGCUGUAAUUUUUAUGCUGUUUGGAGGGCUUGUUUACUACUGGUUUGUAUACCAGAAUAGAAAGCCUGAACGUUUGAUGGGCUCAGUGACGAGAUAUAUACAGCUUUUAUUUCAAGUCGUACCUCCAUCUACAGAAUCAUGAAAAAUCAUCACAAAUACUACCGACAAGACUGUAACUAGAUGUUUAAGUUAAUUAAAGUAUGUCUCUUUAUUAUUAGUCGUAUUAUUCGCGCAUAUUUGUUCAAAAAUGUGUUUGUUGAUAGCCCUAUUUUUCACGGAAAUAUACCGGGUGUUUCAAAUUCGACCGUCACCAUUGGUAUCUCGGAAGCGGUAAGAGAUACGAGGUCGCUUAAAUGAGAACAAAGCUGCCUAUUUGGGUAACUAACAAAAUGCCUCUCAGAAAGUUCCGAAAUUCAAAGUACUUCCAAAGAGAGACGAAGGGAGGUUUGAUUUGGUCUGGACAGGAUUUGUUGC
Messenger RNA from Acanthoscelides obtectus, 2191 nucleotides. NCBI's taxonomy places the organism in Eukaryota, Metazoa, Arthropoda, Insecta, Coleoptera, Chrysomelidae. The record is from the annotation of a GenBank genome assembly.